GGAGGAGCUGGCUCACUUCAGGACAAGUUCAAGAAUGAGCACAACUGGUUUGCUGUCAGAUUUUGGUGCUGGCUGCAGCUCGUGGGCAAUAAUGAGACCAGCAUUGUGUAGCAAACAAGUAGAUGUCGGUGACCAUCCACAACUGGAUAACAACACUUGGCUUUCCAAGCAAAAUGAUGGUCCAACACUCAGGCCAGGUAUCUGCAUUAGAAGUCAGCGCCUCCGCAAUUGUUCCCACUUUGUCCCCUGCAGGGUCAUUGGGGUUUGAUGAUUUCACAAAUUUAACCCCCCUGGUGAAGGAGGAACUGAGAUUUGCCAUUCAGAACAAGCGUCAGUUCCACAGGAUGUCUUCCACUUUGGACACAGUGACUGUCUCUGAAAGGCCAGUUGAAACAUCAAUGCUGAAAACAGAGUUUUCUCCUGAAGAGGAUGAAAGAAAAAAGAGAAGAAGGGAAAGGAAUAAAAUUGCUGCAGCAAAGUGCCGAAACAAAAAGAAGGAAAAAACAGAAUGCUUGCAAAAAGAAUCAGAGAAGCUGGAAACGAUCAAUGCGGAAUUGAAAGCCCAGAUUGAGGAGCUGAAGAAUGAGAAGCAGCAUUUGAUAUACAUGCUAAAUCUGCACAGGCCCACGUGUAUAGUGCGUGCACAGAACGGAAGGACACCUGAAGAUGAAAGAAAUCUUUUUAUUCAACAGAUCAAAGAAGGCACAUUACAAGGUUAAGUGAUAUGGCAAACAUGGAAAUAUUUAUAAUGAUUUUAACAGCUACCAGAAUCCAUGGGUGAGUCUGGCAUAAUGUGUAGGAUUCUAUUAGUCAAGAGCCUUUAGGAAGGGCAGAUUGCUUUCACAAGUGGAAAGAAUCAUUUUGGCUUGACAGCGAUUCUUGCCCUUGGAAGAUCUGGUCUCAAUCAAAUCGAAGAGCCUUCUGCCUCAAAUGUAGGGUUUGCACCUGUCAUACUUGCUGUUCCUAGGAGCUACAGACAACAGCUCCGAAGUUUUAGCUCUCUGCUAGUAUACAGUAUCUGCACUCACGAGGUUUGUGCUAGAACACUAUGACUUCCAGCGAUGCACGUGGUACAGACAGCUGUGCUGGAUGGACACUACUCUUCCUUGUUGCUGGUAGGGAAAGAAGACUGAGUAUUUUUGAAUUUCCAGGAGGAUGGUUUCUGGCAGAAUGUACUGAUGUGUAAUGUUGCAUUCUAACCUAACACACACACACACAAAAAAAUCCUGUCGUUCCAACUAAGCUUUGUUGUUUUUUUCCAGAAUGCUCAUGUGGGGUUUUUCUGUGACUCAUCUCAGUGACUGAAUUUGAAGGGUCUAGUAAGUGUGACAAAGAAAUGUUUCUUGCAAAACAUCUAUGUAGGCUAGCUUGUAUUUUAUGAGCUAUCACCCCAGAUACUACCCCUUGGGGACUACAAUUUUUCCUUGAAUUGCUGAAGAGCAUCUUGUACCGUCACUUAUUGACUUGAUGAAUUGAGCCCACUGAAUUGGAAAGAGGAAGCUAACUGUACUGGGGUAUUGAUAGAGGUUUUGCUCAAGUAAGGAACUGCAGGAGUGAAUCCUAGACUCCUGAACCUUGAAAAAAAUAAAUGUUUUUAAAAUUCAUCCAGGACCUAAUCCUACAAGCCUUAAUUUGUGCUAUUACUCCUCAGUCACAGAAGAUGUUCCAUGGAUUUCAGUGGGUCUGCUCAUGCAGAUAGCUCUUACAGGCAUAAGAGUUUGACAAAGCUUUUUCCAUCCUGGUCAGGAUUACUUCCUUUUGCCAGGUGGCUCAGAGGGAAAAAUUAUGAUUGUAGCUACUUUUGUUUUAUAUUUGAGUGGCAACCACCGCCGAUCAAAAGUGUUACUUAGAAUCUAAAGGAAGCAAGAGUUUUGAUGUAGUGAAUAAUUGUUUAAUUUUUUAUUAAAUACUAACCUUGGAUGUUUUUGAACUGGUAGAAGAGCUGCUGGACAAAACUGUUGGAGUUGUGAGUGUUGAAAUUCUGAUGUUUCUGUGAAAUUCUCAGAUUGUUUAUUUCUAUAAAAUAUACCCUUACAAUUUUUUGUAAAAGAAAAUCUUAUCCUUAUUUAUCACUAAUAUCAUAAUGAGUAGAGCUAAUAAAUACUGCGAGCAAGAUAAAACUGAAAACACAAGUGUUGCGCUGUCUUUUUACUUUUAUCUCUUGGUGUUUAAUAUUAUAUAUUCCUAAACUUCACCAGUUGUAUUUGAGACACCACUAUUAAAAUUACUUAUCCUUCAUCUUUUUUGAAGAUGAGGCACUGAGUGUCUUGAAUGAUUGGGUGCAGAUAUUGUACCUUCCAGAAUUCUGUAUCUCCAUCAGUGGUGUCUGACUGUUGAAUGUCACAAUUUAAACAAAGCAGAAUACAAGUGGAGCUUAACGUGCAUAAUAUUUUACACCAGUCCGCAGUGUUGAAAUUGUGUGUUUGUUCUAAAGGCUAAACUUGAAGAUACCUCAGCCAUGAGCUUCUUACCCUGCAAGUCUUGCAUGAGUCCAUCACAUAUUGUACCUGAUCCCCAUAUGAUUGUUAUAUUCUGCAACAGAACUACUUAGUACCAUUUCCUGAGAUCUGGAUAUAUUGUAAUGUCCUAUAUCACAUGUUAAAGAUAUGUACUUCAUGUAUCUGAAAAGUAAAUGUAGCACAGAGAUGACAUUCUAGGUCCAAUUCUGUCUUAAGAAUCCAUGAUCUUUCUGUAUAUUGGAAGGAGGUUCCAUUGACUUCAGUGAGAAUUUUUUUCCUGCUUUGUAAGCAGAGUUUGGAGCCUCUGUGGCAACUUCUCUGGCUUAAAAGGCAAGUCCUAUGUGUAAUUGGGCCAGCUGUUUACCAGACAAUAGAUAUACAUGGAGUGUGUACAGUAAACUUGUCAAACAAUGUUCAUUAUUUGACCCCUGUAAUGUGGAAAUACAAAACCAAGGCAUCACCCCGGUAUCGUACACCUUGGCUUUGCUUUUUGCCUCUCCAAUACCAGCAGACAAGGCUGUUUGUCUCAUAAUUGGUUAUAAAGUGUUACCACAGAGACUGUAAUGACAGAAUUCAUGUGUCUCCCUUAGGGGAUUUGUAUGGUUGCUUUUAACCAUAUCACCGGUGACGCAGGCGUCAUGCUUUUGUUGCUUGAUCUUAUUUACUCGGCAUGCCAAAUGUUAAUAUGGUACCACUACUAUUGUCAGAAGAUAAUCUAUUUUUAUUUCUUUACAUGUGCAGUCAUAACUGCUCUGUAGUGCUUUUGUAUGUGUGUGUGUGUGUGUGUGUGCUGCUCUGGAAAUGAUGGUACUCAGGGUCACUUGACUGUGCCCAGGAAAAGAGUGUUUAAACAGCUACACAGAAAUGGUAUGUUGCAUGAGUUUUCUCGAAGUAUACUUUAUUCAGGAGAACCUAAAAAUGCAUUAAAAAGCAGUUUAUUUUCUAUUCUCAAGUUUGUUUUGAUACU
Pseudopodoces humilis (Tibetan ground-tit) is the source of this 3426-nucleotide messenger RNA. The record is from RefSeq and is a predicted model, not a curated record. Lineage: Eukaryota; Metazoa; Chordata; Aves; Passeriformes; Paridae.